AUGCUGAAGAACUCCACCUGGAAGCUCGAGGACACAAACUUGGCCGAGUUUGGAAGCGAGCUCGAGAAGCAGCACCGCCAGGAAGAGGGCGCGCUCGAGACCGCCUGGGGCAAGGACACUGGUGUCGGAUCCAAGGCCGGUCUCUGGGUCUGGCGUAUCGAGCAGUUCAAAGUCGUGCCCGUUCCCAAGAACCAAAUUGGACAGUUCUACAGCGGAGACAGCUACAUAAUCCUCAAUUCAUAUACGAAGAAGGAUUCAGAUGUGCUGUUGCACGACGUUCACUUUUGGCUGGGAGAGGAAACUACCCAGGAUGAGGCCGGCACUGCAGCCUACAAGACCGUCGAGCUUGAUGACUACCUCGAUGGCCGACCCGUCCAACACCGUGAAGUACAAGGUAGCGAAUCCAGACAGCUUCUCUCGUGCUUCAAGUCCUUUACAACCCUCGGAGGCGGCGUUAAGUCUGGUUUCCACCACUGGACCGAGCCCGAGUACACGGUUCGUCUGCUGAUGGUCAAGUCCGCACCUACUGUUCCUGGACGUCACAAGUCCUCAGUCGUUGUCAGGGAGGUUUCGAAGGAUCAGAUUAACACGGGCGAUGUCUUCAUUCUUGAUACCGGCAAGGUCCUCUACCAAUGGAAUGGCAGGAAGAGCUCUGGCAUUGAGAAGGUCAAGGCGGCAGAGUACGCGCACGGCAUCGAGGCCGAUCGCGCAGGGGAUGUCAACGUCGAGACUUUUGAUGAGGGCGAUCGUGACCAGAGACUGUUCUGGAGCGCACUGGGCGGUGAAGUCGAGGUCAAGCCAGCGGAGGCCGUUGCCGAGGAGCCCGAAUACGUCAAGAAGCUGUACCGCCUAUCCAACGAAAGCGGCUCAAUGACGUUCACGCUCGAGGCCUCUGGCCCCAAGGUCACCAAAGAUCUUCUAGACUCGAACGAUGUCUUUAUCCUCGAUGUUCACCACGAGGUCUUUGUCUGGGUCGGAUCUGGGGCCAACAAGGAGGAGCAUCGCAUGGGCUUGCACUACGCUCAGGAAUAUCUCAAAAAGGAGGGUCACAGCAGCCACACUCCCAUCGCCAAAGUCUUCGAGGACGGCGAUCAUACCAUGUUUGACAAUGCCCUGAACCGCUUUUAA
Gamsiella multidivaricata is the source of this 1128-nucleotide messenger RNA. Its product is annotated as fragmin60. Bases 1 to 1128 code for a protein of 375 amino acids. Lineage: Eukaryota; Fungi; Mortierellomycota; Mortierellomycetes; Mortierellales; Mortierellaceae. The transcript is spliced from 6 exons. Gene Ontology annotation, molecular function: actin filament binding. The record is from RefSeq and is a predicted model, not a curated record.